AUGACUAACGUGCUUUCUCAAGACGAUUUUCAAAAGCAGGUUGUUUCACAAUACACUGAUGUUAUUGGAGAAAAACUCGGUGGUAAAAUAUUAUCUUUCUCUGAUCAGUGGUUUGCUGACGCUGAGAAUUUGAUUAAACCAAAGCCACCAAUCAGAGAUGCCACCAGGUUUACGUAUGCUGGUGCAUGGUACGAUGGAUGGGAGACCAGAAGACACAACGAAGCCGAUGCCGACUGGGUUAUUUUCAAACUAGGUGUUAGUUCGGCAAAGUUGAUUGCCUGUGAAGUUGACACUGCCUUUUUCAAUGGUAAUCAUGCGCCACAUAUUUCCGUUGAAGCAUUGCAAAAUUUCGAUGCCAGUGACGAAAACUUACUGAAUGUUAAAGAAGAAGAUUGGGAACAGGUCAUUGCCAAAGUCGAGUGUGGCCCACUGCAGAAACAUUUCUUUUCUAGAGGUUCGUUGACAAACAAGAAUUACACACAUGCUAGGUUGAGAAUGUACCCGGAUGGUGGGAUCGCCAGAUUUAGACUCUACGGACAAGUCAUACCAGUCACUGAUCAAUCAUCAAGUUCUGUCACCGAUUUUGCCUCUGUUCAAAAUGGAGGUGUGGCCAUCAAGUUUAGUGACCAACAUUUUGGUACUGCUGAUAAUCUAUUAUUACCAGGACGUGGCCAUGAUAUGUCUGAUGGGUGGGAAACAAAAAGAUCAAGAGAGCCGGGCCAUACUGAUUGGGUUAUUGUCAGAUUAGGUGCUCCUGCUAAAUUACUGGAAAUUGUGGUCGAUACAGCACAUUUUAGAGGUAACUUUCCCCAAAAAGUAAAUGUUAAAGGUAUUAAGGUUGAUGACGAGUCAAAGAUCGAAGCAGACUCUGAUUCUUGGGAAGUGGUUGUGGAUGACUCCAAAACUAGUGCUGACAAAGAACAUACAUUCAAAGUCAAAGAUGAUUCAAAAGUAUAUUCCCAUAUCAAGUUGACUAUAAUUCCAGAUGGUGGUGUGAAAAGAAUUCGUGCCUUUGGUGUAAAGGCUUGA
Candida dubliniensis CD36 is the source of this 1029-nucleotide messenger RNA. RefSeq names its product allantoicase. The transcript has a single exon. Gene Ontology annotation, molecular function: allantoicase activity. Lineage: Eukaryota; Fungi; Ascomycota; Pichiomycetes; Serinales; Debaryomycetaceae. The coding region runs from base 1 to 1029 and encodes 342 amino acids. Gene Ontology annotation, biological process: allantoin catabolic process. The record is from RefSeq and is a predicted model, not a curated record.